Messenger RNA from Cucurbita pepo subsp. pepo (vegetable marrow), 882 nucleotides. Lineage: Eukaryota; Viridiplantae; Streptophyta; Magnoliopsida; Cucurbitales; Cucurbitaceae. The record is from RefSeq and is a predicted model, not a curated record.
AUGGAGGGUGAUAAUGGCGGAGAUGUUAGAAGAGUUGAUAUUAUUUACUUUCUUGGUCGGAUGGGACACGUGGAGCAACCCCAUCUCAUCCGUGUUCAUCAUCUCGCCGCCGCCGGCUGCGGCGUUUAUCUCCGAGGUAUGAAGUGGGUUUCUUUCAAGUUUAUUCCUNACAAGGGAGCGUUAAUGGAGGGUGAUAAUGGCGGAGAUGUUAGAAGAGUUGAUAUUAUUUACUUUCUUGGUCGGAUGGGACACGUGGAGCAACCCCAUCUCAUCCGUGUUCAUCAUCUCGCCGCCGCCGGCUGCGGCGUUUAUCUCCGAGGUAAUACCCAACCUGCAUUUACAAAGAGCAAGAGCUACUCAACCGGAGCUUCCACUUCCAACAUGCUUCGCCAGUGGAUCACGUGCAGAGCAGUAGAUGCAAACGACGCUGUUUUGAUCAACAAUCUAUCUCCAAAAGCUUCACCGAAUCCGCCCCCAUUGGAAAAAUCCAUAAACGCCGCCGUGUUUUGCAGAGACGACGACUUCGGUGCCUCCGCCCGAGUUCCUCGGAAUUCUUGGGAUGGGAACCUCCAAAUCCGCCGCCAUUACAGCCACCCAAGUUUUCGGAAAAGCUUCGACCAUUCGAGGAAGAAGAGGCAGAAGGAGAGUGGCCGAAGAAAGGCGGCAGACGCCCCGACUUACAAGCCAAUGGCAGGACCGAACUGCUCGUUAUGUGGGAAGACUUUCAGGCCGGAGAAGAUGCAUUCACACAUGAAAUCGUGUAGAGGACUCAGGUCUCUGACCAAGACUGCUUCAACGUCCAACAAAACGACAUCGUCUAACUCAACCACGACACCAACUUCCGACAAGGAUUCGGCUUCCACCUACCUGUUGACCCACUGA